Oncorhynchus mykiss (rainbow trout) is the source of this 1554-nucleotide messenger RNA. NCBI's taxonomy places the organism in Eukaryota, Metazoa, Chordata, Actinopteri, Salmoniformes, Salmonidae. The record is from RefSeq and is a predicted model, not a curated record.
CCGUAGCAUUUGCAGUGAAGACCAACGUGAGCUACUGUGGUGCUCUAGAUGCUGACUGUCCUGUCCAAGGUGCUGCUAUCAACUUUGAAACCAAAGAUUUUCUACACAUAAAAGAGAAAUACAGCAAUGACUGGUGGAUUGGUCGGCUGGUGAAGGAAGGGGCAGACAUAACUUUCAUCCCCAGCCCGGUGAAACUGGAGGCCAUGCGGAUCAAACAGGAACAGAAACAGGCCCAGAGGAAAGCGGCGAACUCAUCGUCGGGUUGGAGAUCCACACCACCUAGUGCAGCCAAACAGAAGCAGAAGCAGACAGAGCAUCUCCCACCCUAUGAUGUUGUUCCUUCCAUGAGGCCGGUGGUGUUGGUGGGGCCGUCACUGAAAGGCUAUGAGGUAACAGACAUGAUGCAGAAGGCCCUGUUUGACUUCCUGAAACACAGGUUUGAUGGAAGAAUCUCUAUCACGCGGGUGACUGCUGAUCUGUCAUUGGCCAAAAGGUCUGUAUUGAACAAGAAGGCUAUCAUGGAGAGGUCCAACACACGCUCCAGUCUUGCUGAGGUCCAGAGUGAGAUUGAGAGGAUUUUUGAGCUGGCUAAGACUCUACAGCUCGUAGUUCUGGACGCAGACACUAUCAACCACCCAGCACAGCUCCUCAAAACAUCCCUGGCUCCUAUCAUCAUUUACGUUAAGGUGUCCUCUCCAAAGGUUCUUCAGAGGCUCAUUAAAUCUCGGGGGAAAUCUCAAAGUAAACACCUCAAUGUACAGAUGAUGGCAGGGGACAAACUAGCACAGUGUCCACCCGAGAUGUUUGAUGUGAUCCUGGAUGAGAACCAGCUGGAAGAUGCAUGUGAACACCUAGCAGAAUACCUGGACAUCUACUGGCGCGCCACUCACCUGCCCUGCUCCGCCCCCCUCAACCCCCUAUUGGACCAGAGCGAGGUCACCCCGCCCUCCGCUAACUCCAGCCAACAGUUCUCCGAGACUCAAGAGUUAAUAGAAUGAUCACUCCUUAGCUACCACAGGUCUGGGUGAGUAGGACCCCCUCACUAUCCCUCCCUAACCCUUUUCUCUGUUCUCUGUUCUAUUCUAUUCUACUCUAUUUGAUUCUAAAAGGAACAGCCACUGCUGUGGGUCAGAUGUAAGGGGUCAGAAUUUAGAGGUCACCGGGGGUCACAGGGGGAGCAGGGGUUGGCAAGGAAUUCCUGUCUGGAUAGGCACCAUCUCCACAGGCCCGCCCCUCUCUAUUCUGGAGAGAGGGAAGGAGGGCAACAGGGGGGCAGGGCAGCUUGUAUCUGAGAGAGAGAGAGAGAGAGAGAGAGAGAGAGAGAGAGAGAGAGAGAGACCCUAACGAAGACGGACCCCCACGCUGCCCCCUGCUGGAGAGUCCUCCCAGAGUGCCUUGACUACUCCCAGCGUGGCGUGAUGCGUCUCGUCACUGCAACCGGACCGUCAUCUUGUCCUGGACAAAACACUACCCUUACACCCCCACCCGAACCCUCCCUAGCAGCACUCAAAACCACUUAGCGGUACCACCUAAACAGUUACACUACUGUUCAAA